CUUCGCCCUCAUUGUCUGGCUCAUGACCGUCUCAGGCUUUGGGUCCCCUCCACUGCACGUUCUCGCCUUGAUCGUCUAGGUCUCCCCGUCCCUGUGUCAGAUGACAAUCUUGAUCGCAUUCUGGCUGUCGUCUCACAUGCGCACGCGGCGGGGACGAGGGAGACUUAUGGGUCGGGACUUCUCGUCUAUCAUGUCUUCUGUGAUGAGCGGGGGAUCACGGAGGAUCAGAGGUGUCCUGCCCCUCCCCUUCUACUACUUGCUUUCAUUUCCGCGUGUGCGGGAGUUUAUGCUGGUACCACGCUGGAGAAUUAUUUCUAUGCGGUCAGGGCCUGGCAUUUAGUUCAUGGGAUGCCUUGGUCUGGCAAUCAAGCUGAACACUCACUUGCACUGACCGGUGCAGCACGCCUGGCUCCACCCACCUCCAAACGUCCAAAACGUGCACCAUUCACGAUUCAACUCAUCUCGGCCUUGCACUCGGUCAUGGACCUCUCACAACCACUAGCAGCAGCUGUGUUUGCGUGCCUUACGACUUCGUUCUUCACUCUGGCUCGCACCGGCGAAUUUACGGUCCCAUCUCUCACUAGCUUCGACCCUCACGUUCACGUCAAGAUUAGUGACAUCCGUCGCAAUGAAGAUCGCAACGGCUUCAAAGUCGUGGUUUUUGGACUACCACGCACCAAAACCUCGCCGACGGGUGAGGACGUCUACUGGGCAGCACAGUCUGGUGUUGCUGACCCGCAGGCAGCCUUACAGAAUCACCUAACGAUCAACAACCCCCCUGUAUCUGCGGCGCUUUUCAGUUGGCGCCAUCGAGGGGGAUUGUGGCCUCUCACUCGUUCGCAGUUUCUCAAGUGUUUGCAGACUGCAGGCGAUCGUCUUGGGGUUGGCGUGCUCAAAGGGCAUGGCAUACGGAUUGGUGGUACAUUGGAAUAUCUCCUUCGUGGGGUGCCUUUCGACACUGUCAAGGUGAUGGGACGCUGGAGUAGU
Suillus clintonianus is the source of this 987-nucleotide messenger RNA. RefSeq lists its product as uncharacterized. The record is from RefSeq and is a predicted model, not a curated record. The transcript has a single exon. The annotation marks the transcript as partial. Gene Ontology annotation, biological process: DNA recombination; DNA integration. Gene Ontology annotation, molecular function: DNA binding. NCBI's taxonomy places the organism in Eukaryota, Fungi, Basidiomycota, Agaricomycetes, Boletales, Suillaceae.